Messenger RNA from Dryobates pubescens (Downy woodpecker), 834 nucleotides. RefSeq names its product COPI coat complex subunit alpha (gene COPA). The coding region runs from base 264 to 743 and encodes 159 amino acids. Gene Ontology annotation, biological process: vesicle-mediated transport; intracellular protein transport. Gene Ontology annotation, cellular component: COPI vesicle coat. NCBI's taxonomy places the organism in Eukaryota, Metazoa, Chordata, Aves, Piciformes, Picidae. Gene Ontology annotation, molecular function: protein binding; structural molecule activity. The transcript has 6 exons. The record is from RefSeq and is a predicted model, not a curated record.
CCCUCUAUGGCUUCCCUCAGCGCAACUGGAAGGAAGGUGGCCUGAAGGGUGCCCUCCCUGCCGUGGGGCUGAAGCUCAACGACCUGAUCCAGCGCCUGCAGCUCUGCUACCAGCUGACCACCGCCGGCAAGUUCGAGGAGGCCGUGGAGAAGUUCCGCUCCAUCCUGCUCAGUGUGCCCCUGCUGGUGGUGGACAACAAGCAGGAGAUAGCUGAGGCUCAGCAGCUGAUCGCCAUCUGCCGCGAGUACAUCGUGGGGCUCUCCAUGGAGAUCGAGAGGAAGAAGCUGCCCAAGGAGACCCUGGAGCAGCAGAAGAGGAGCUGUGAGAUGGCAGCCUACUUCACCCACUCCAACCUGCAGCCCGUGCACAUGAUCCUGGUGCUGCGCACCGCCCUCAACCUCUUCUUCAAGCUCAAGAACUUCAAGACCGCCGCAGCCUUCGCCCGGCGCCUGCUGGAGCUGGGCCCCAAGCCGGAGGUGGCCCAGCAGACCCGCAAGAUCCUCUCCGCCUGCGAGAAGAACCCCAGCGACAGCCAGCAGCUGAGCUACGACCCCCACAACCCCUUCGACAUCUGCGCCGCCUCCUACCGCCCCAUCUACCGCGGCAAGGCGCUGGAGCGCUGCCCCCUCAGCGGCGCCUGCUACUGCCCCGAGUUCCAGGGGCAGCUCUGCAGGGUCACCACGGUGACAGAGAUCGGGAAGGACGUCCUGGGGCUCAGGAUCAGUCCCCUCCAGUUCCGCUAGGCCUGAGCUGGCCGGGCAGGGAACCUCCCUCAGCUGCCCAGCAGGGUGGGAGCCUUCCCCUCCCUCCUUCCCCUCCUGCUGCCUGCACCCU